GUACUACUUGCUAAUUGGUUUGAUGCAAGUGUAAUAAUAUUUUAUCGGUAAUUUCCAAGAAAAAGCAUUGGCAACACUGCUUUGGUCGCCAUUAACAAACGUCCAUCCGUUUCGGACUUUCAGCGGAUUUUUGUACAACACGGACAUUUAGAAAUAAUUAAGUGAAUCUCGGACACUCCGGACCUUGUGUAGUGAAACUGAUGUGAUUAAUUUUGAUAUUGUCGUGUCUAAAGACUUCUAUAAGUGCUCUAUAUUCUCAAAAUCGCGGCCAAUGUCAGCAGGCGUGUCAGAUCAGCGGAUGAAAGGGCAAGGGAACCAAGUGACAAAUGCACCGAAAGAGCAACAUUUAGAAAGCGGCGGCGACGAGUUGGCAGAGGUGUCAUGGCGCCACCAGCAACAACCAUCGUAUGCGCCACCCAUCUCGUCUGCGGCCGACCCCUACAGCGUGGCAGGUUAUUACGGUACAACAGCACUUCCUUAUCAAGCUUUUGGAGUCGGGGAUGGGACAUGGUCCACCAAUGGAACAGACCCGAUGACAUUCGGAGGAUACAAUCCUCACGAUUCUUAUGGAAUGGAUGGUAGUGUGUUUGGACCCUCAACGACACCAUUUUCGACAGCUGCAUUCGGACAACCAGCGUCGACGUUUAAUUAUUUCCACGGUAAUGGCGACUAUUCCACCUGGGGACAACUCGGUCGCGCCAAACAGCAGUAUGACGACUACUACAGGGCCGACGGGCUGUACGUGCCCGACGGAAUCAAAGCUGUCGAGACGGGGGUGCAGUCACUCUCGCUCGGAGAGCAUAAGUCGGAGAAGGACCGCCCUCCGGAACUCAAGGAUGUGUCGGGUGGCUCGCAACCCAAAAAGAUGACAUGGGCAUCUAUUGCGAGUCAACCCGCCAAACCUGCGCCCUCAUCGCAGGGCGGAGCUGUGAAAAAGAAGGGCCCUGGCAUGCCACCACCACCGAUUAUUCCCGGAAAACACAAUAUGGAUAUCAGUACAUGGGACGCCGGCAAGAGCGCGCCUGUAGUGACGGCACCGCCCCCGCCGCCGAUGCAGUCGCCGCCCGUGCCCGCGCCACUGCCCAUGCCUACGCCGGCGCCGGCUGCCGCGCCUGCACCGUCGGGACUGCAGCAGCGCGGGCCGCCGCCGCCGCCUGCCUGGACCCACGCGCCCAGAGCUCCGCCGCCGCACGCGACUCACCCGGCGCACUCGACGCCGCAGCCCCACGUGCCGCGCCCACAGCUGGCCGCGCCUGCGGUUCCUGUACCGCAGCCGCCUCCAGCCCCUGCCGUGCCGCACCCUGUGCUGGAUGAACUUCGUGUCAAGAAUGACUAUAAUCCCAAGGAAUUCGAUCUGAGUGCACCUUUGGCUCGCUUUUUUGUGAUCAAGUCUUACUCGGAGGAUGAUAUUCAUCGAAGCAUUAAAUAUGAAAUAUGGUGCAGUACUGAGCACGGUAACAAACGUCUGGACGCGGCAUACCGUGAGCGCGAGAGGGAAGGUGGUGCAGUUUUCCUGUUCUUCUCUGUGAACGGUAGUGGCCAUUUCUGUGGAAUGGCGCGCAUGACCAGUGCAGUUGAUUACAAUUCCAAUUCUAAUGUGUGGUCUCAGGACAAGUGGAAGGGACAGUUUCGUGUUAGGUGGAUCUAUGUUAAGGACGUUCCGAACGUGCAACUACGGCAUAUCAAAUUAGAGAAUAACGAGAAUAAGCCGGUGACCAAUUCUCGCGAUACGCAGGAAGUGCCCCACGCUAAAGGGUUGCAAGUGUUACGUAUUAUGCACUGCUAUUGCCAUUCUACAUCUAUUUUUGACGACUUCAUUCAUUAUGAAAAGCGUCAAGAGGAAGAAGAUUCCCGCAAGGUACCCGCUUAUCAUCCGCAGGACAAUAAUCGCGAGGAGCAUGACAACGGUCGCGGAUACGGCGGUCGCAAUUAUCGUGAUUACCGCGACAAGCGAGACGGACGCGAUGGCCGGGAGGGUCGUGAUGGCCGCGACGGCCGCGAUGGUCGAGACGGGCGCGACGCUCGCGACGGCCGAGACGGUCGAGACGGGCGCGACGGGCGGGACCACCGCGAUACUAGGGAUUCACGUGACCAUCGGGACUCGCGUAACUACCGCGACCCUCGCGACCAUCGCGACGCUCUCGAUUUAGACGAUGACGGACAUCGGGACUACGAUCAUAAUGAUCGCAAUGAUCCGGGCAUGUACCGAGAUGGUCCCUUGUCUAAUAUGUAUCGUGACCGUGACUACAACAGACCCAGAAAGGACCGGGACGGUUCACGCGGCCGCGGGCGUCCCCGCAAUUGAUUGAAGUGCUUGUUUUGUGAAAACAAUUUGAGGACUGGCUUCUCCCCAUAGACAACUAGUAGUCGACUAAUUGGUACCGCAUUACAUAGACGUAUGUAUAGUGGACAUACAUAGACAGAAAUUAUGUCCUAUAAUGACGUGGCCGGCGGUUGUUGCGUUCCAACUUGAACAAUUUUAAAUGUAACAUAGAUAUUAUUGAUUGUUUUAAACAGUGCAUCGCUAAAAAACUUUCAACAAAUUAAAAUGUGCUAAAUAAUAUUCGUACUGGAAGAACGUUUUAAUAAACAAACGCCUAGUGAACAGAACAUUAAUACCUACAGUCGUCACGCACUAGUUAUGCACUAGGUGACGAUGAGUGGAAUUGUGGACUUUAUUUCAAAUUUGUGGACUGAAUCGAUAAAAUAUAGUAAUUUUUAUAACUAGAAAAUUCUGUGGUGAGAGGAGUUGAUCCUAUUGUUAGGGACUGGUGAAGUUACAAACGUUGAUACAAAUAUCUACACAUUGUGCGCUGACUGAGUGUUACAAUAACUUGGCAUCAAAGUGUCUAUGAUAUUCAUUAAAUAUAUGAAAGCUGAUAAUAUCAGUGGUGAAUUAUAACUUUUAUAUUGCAGAAAUUGUAAUCAAAUAAGGUGUGGACCUUUUGUAUAAAUUUUUUUAUAUCAAUAUAAUGGACAGUUAUGUAUGAGUUCUCUCGUGGCAUUGAGUUUGGUUUUACUCCAUGUGCUGCUUACCUGUUUUACUUAAUUUCGAUAUGGCAAUAUUAUGCAUUUGCUGAGAAUGAACUAAUAUUGCAAUAUCAUGGAGUAAAAUGACACCUUUAUUUUAAAUUGUUCUGUGACCUAGUUUGAGAAGAUUCUGAUCACAUAAUUAUUUCUAAGUUGUAGGUAUGUAUGGAUUGUUCCUUGUUGAAUUUUUUAACAUGUGUACAUAUAUAUUAUAAAAAAAGAACUUAACAUAUUUUCUACUUUUAAGUGAAACUACAGUGUGACGAGAGAAAUUGAUGACAAAACAAAAAGAAAUUUCCAUUAUAACUUGUUCUGACCUUGAUUAUAUUUUUAUUCAUGUAUCAUUUGCCCCCCACCUUAAUUUUAAAGUGCCUUUUCGUUUUACAAUAAAUGAAAUAUUUUGAAUCUGUUCUUGAUUUGUGUAGAAGUCUAGGAGUAGUGCCACAAUGGUAUUUUAUUAAUACCUAAACUAAUUUCUAGUUCAUUUUGCUAAUGCAUUAUAGAUAUGUCCUUUGUUUUACAUAUUUUUUUAGUUUGUAUUCUGUUUUAGUAAGAAAACUGAUUUCUUUAAUAACAUGAAGAAUUGAUUUUAAAAAUUAUGUAUCUUCUAUAUGGAAUUCUCUUACUUAGAAGUGAUACUGGAUUAAAGCCUGUCAUUGAA
Messenger RNA from Spodoptera frugiperda (fall armyworm), 3691 nucleotides. It is a transcript of the gene Ythdf, whose product is annotated as YTH domain-containing family protein 3. Gene Ontology annotation, cellular component: cytoplasm. The transcript has 6 exons. Bases 272 to 2305 code for a protein of 677 amino acids. NCBI's taxonomy places the organism in Eukaryota, Metazoa, Arthropoda, Insecta, Lepidoptera, Noctuidae. Gene Ontology annotation, molecular function: mRNA binding; N6-methyladenosine-containing RNA reader activity. Gene Ontology annotation, biological process: mRNA destabilization. The record is from RefSeq and is a predicted model, not a curated record.